CUACGUUGAGUGGAAUUUUAAUAAUUCAAUAAUAUGGUGAUAAAAGUGGGACUCAUUGGGUACGGACAUUUGGGUCAAUAUUUAGCUUCAAAAAUUAUACAAGAUGAAAAUUUUGAGUUGAUAUUCGUUUGGAACCGCACAAUAUCAACUCUUAGAGGAAAAAUUGAUGAAUCUCUCAUCUUGAAUAAUCUGGAUGAUUUUGUUCUAAAGAAUGUGGAUCUUAUUGUGGAAGUCGCUCACCCCUCUAUUACUAGAUCUCAUGGAAAAGUCAUUUUAAAGCACUGCAACUACAUGAUAGGUUCUCCAACAGCCUUGUGUGAUGAAAAUUUACUGCAAGAUUUAAAAAGCGCUGCAACAAAAAAUGGACUUUAUGUUCCCAGUGGAGCUUUUUGGGGUGGAGAAGAUCUCAAAAAAAUGUCAGAGGCAGGCUUGAUACGAAGUCUUAUUGUAACUAUGAAGAAACAUCCCAAAAGUUUGAAAUUAGAAGGACACUUAAAAGAAAAAAAUGCUAUGGUGACGUCAGGGCCCACCCUAUUGUAUGAAGGUUGUGUCCGAGAUGUUUGUGCAUUAGCACCGAAUAACACGAAUACAAUGGCUGCUGCUGCUUUAGCAGUUCCUAGUCUCGGAUUCGGUAAUGUUAUCGGGCGUCUGAUCUCUGAUCCAGA
This is a messenger RNA of Parasteatoda tepidariorum (common house spider), 665 nucleotides long. The record is from RefSeq and is a predicted model, not a curated record. NCBI's taxonomy places the organism in Eukaryota, Metazoa, Arthropoda, Arachnida, Araneae, Theridiidae.